AUGGAGCGCAGCAUGGCGGCUCGUUUCCACGACGCCGCGACUCAGUUUCGAGUCUACGAAGAUUACCUCGACUCCCGAGUCACGCCGAAGGACUUGUUUUACUUCAAAAGCAGGGAGGUGGCCCGUAAGCUGGUGGAGCUCGGCCACAAGGGCAACGUCCUGAGCAGGGAGCAGUUCGAGGAGAAGAAAGUGGCGGCGCAGGCCGGCGAGGCCGCGAGGAGCGACCCUUCCUACGGCAGGAGCCGGCCGACGACGCUGGCGAGUGCAGGAAAAGAGCUUAAAGAUAACUUCCUGAGAGCCCUGGCCGAGCGAGAGGAGGCCAACCGCAGUGGGAAAAUGAGCUCCGUCAUUUUCAUAAGGGAUCAUAAUCCUCUUGGACGGGAAGUAUCUGGCUAUAUAGACUACGCCCACAGACUCAAGACCCAAGAUUUCGAACCAUACUUCAGCGGAAAGAAGAAGCUCGUGCCAAGACGCUCGGAUUUAUGCUACUACAACUGGAAGACACAGGUGUCCACGUCCAACUCGAGCCCGAACUUUGAGGUGAUUUAUGACGACCCCAACGGCCUUCUCUUCAAGAACAAGAUGGACAAAAAGAUCCUGAAUGUGGACCCAUUGGCCGGUCCGGGCGAGGACUCCAACAGGACCAUCCUGCGGUCGGACCUCUACACCCACGCCGUCAUCUACGACCACAGCAUCAGGACCGUCUGA
Cyclopterus lumpus (lumpfish) is the source of this 708-nucleotide messenger RNA. It is a transcript of the gene cfap299, whose product is annotated as cilia and flagella associated protein 299. The coding region runs from base 1 to 708 and encodes 235 amino acids. The transcript is spliced from 6 exons. Lineage: Eukaryota; Metazoa; Chordata; Actinopteri; Perciformes; Cyclopteridae. The record is from RefSeq and is a predicted model, not a curated record.